Messenger RNA from Radiomyces spectabilis, 1108 nucleotides. Its product is annotated as acyltransferase-domain-containing protein. Gene Ontology annotation, molecular function: 1-acylglycerophosphocholine O-acyltransferase activity. The transcript is spliced from 3 exons. The record is from RefSeq and is a predicted model, not a curated record. Bases 269 to 1054 code for a protein of 261 amino acids. Lineage: Eukaryota; Fungi; Mucoromycota; Mucoromycetes; Mucorales; Radiomycetaceae. Gene Ontology annotation, biological process: inner mitochondrial membrane organization; cardiolipin acyl-chain remodeling. Gene Ontology annotation, cellular component: mitochondrial membrane.
AUGAUACGGACGUGCUCUGAUUGGACAAAACGCUGCUUUGCCGAAUUCAAGCAGUCACGAGAGCCGGGUUCUGGCAUUCUGUCGGUGCCAUUGACCGCCAGAGCUACGAUUCUGCUGCCGUUUUGAGCAAUCGUUGUAGUAUGGCAUUUUAGCGAUCAGCGCAUUUUGCCUUGAUUACUCUUCUCCUCAUUGUCUUUUCGUUGCCCCAAGCUGCCACUGAGUUUUCACUGAAUUUACGCUUUUUGCUGGAUUUACUUUCUUCGUUACAAUGCGCUCUUUCUGGCGAGCAAGCCGGGCUGUUAAACUAGGCACCGCAGCCACGGUAAUGGGAGGAACAUGUUACUACACGUUUAUAUAUUCGAGGAAUACACCCCAGCGUCCCCCACCGCAAACCCUGGAGGAUAGCCUGGUCGGUCAGGAAGCGCCGUCAAUAUUUCAGUGGUCUAGCUUACCACCGUUUAUUGAACGGCGCUAUGACCCGCCGUACCCUGAAAACGGUCCGAUAUGGAAUGCAGCGAGUACAGUGGUCACCGGUGGCGUAGGCUUAUUUGCGAAAUUCAUGCUAAGAUACUUUCAGCAAACACGUGUUUAUAAUAUCGAUGCGUUCUUAAAGAUCGUCGACGAAGAUAACCGAGAUCGAGCGUUGAUCACCGUAUCCAAUCAUGAAUCUGUAUGGGACGAUCCGUUUUUAUGGGGUGUUCUUCCUGUAAGGACGUUGCUCGAUAUUCACAAAAUGCGAUGGGUGCUUGGAGCGGCCGAUAUCUGCUUUACGACCAUACCAAAGUCAUUGUUUUUCUCGCUCGGACAAGCUAUUCCUACGAUUCGUGGUUGUGGCAUAUACCAACCAGCAGUGAACUUUGCUAUUCAUAAAGCAAAUCAAAAUGGCUGGAUCCAUAUUUUUCCCGAAGCUCGCGUCAAUCAAACCGCUUCCAUGAUACGUUUCAAAUGGGGCGUUGGUCGUAUUAUCAUGGAGGCCGAUCGAUGCCCGAUCGUCAUCCCCGUGUGGCACAAUGGUACCCAGUUGGUUUAUUGUCUGCAAAAAAACGCGUCAUGAUCUCAUCAUAAUAUUCUUCUUUUGUUUCGUAGGCAUGGCUCUCGUAAGACCUUU